UCGUCCAGCGUCAUCCUCAACCCUGAAGAUCAUUUGUGGAGUUCGUGUGAUGGAUCCUGAGCGGCUCAUCCCAUGCCCCUAUGACAAAAACCACCAGAUCCGAGCCUCCAGGUUCCCCUACCACUUGGUCAAAUGCGGAGAGAAUAACAAGAAAAGAGCCAAAGAGCUGGCCACGUGCCCCUACAAUGCUCGCCACAGAGUCCCAAAGCGAGAGCUCCAGCUGCACAUCUCCACCUGCACAGACAACAGGGCGCCAGAGCUGUUCAGUGGGACAUCAAUGACUUUCAGUCCCAAGCAGGAACUGAAAGAGACUCCAAGAUCCUGGCAGUGUCCCCCCUGCCAAGAGGACUGGGAGGCAGAUGCAGAUGAGUCUGCUGCCAGUUCUCCUUUUGUUCUUGGCUUCAAGGCAAAUUGCACCUUAAGCACAAGUCAAAGUCUUGGUGAGGCAGGCCAGGAUGGAAACCAGCAAAUGCAGGCCGUGAGCACCUCAGCAGCAGCAUGGACUCCGAAGGGUCACUCCUGGAGAAAUGGAUCUCUGUGAGGCUCUUGCUGUGGGAAAGAGCAGCCUGGAGAACAGUUGAAGCUUUUAAACUUGUAGAUUUCCCCAAUAGCCAUUUUAGACAUGUCCAGACUGAGAAAUAAAACUUCCCUUUGUAUCAAC
Mauremys reevesii (Reeves's turtle) is the source of this 661-nucleotide messenger RNA. Its product is annotated as gametocyte-specific factor 1-like. The coding region runs from base 50 to 541 and encodes 163 amino acids. Lineage: Eukaryota; Metazoa; Chordata; Testudines; Geoemydidae. The record is from RefSeq and is a predicted model, not a curated record. The transcript is spliced from 7 exons.